AUGUUCAUAUUCAUAAGUUGGAUAAUUGCUAUCAGUUUAUCAUUUGUGUCGUAUUUAUUUGGCAUACAAAUUGAAUUUGAUUUGACGAGGAGAUUUAAUUUAUUCGCCAUUUAUUGUGGAUGCGUUAUCAUUGUUGGAUUUAUUGUCUGUGGUAUUCUGUAUGGUCUGCACCUUGAUUGGGUAAGUAUUGAUUGA
Molecule: messenger RNA, 195 nt
Organism: Trichobilharzia szidati
Lineage: Eukaryota; Metazoa; Platyhelminthes; Trematoda; Strigeidida; Schistosomatidae
Source: the annotation of a GenBank genome assembly